CAAGUAGUCUUUGAUUUUACUAUCAAAGGAAAUAUUAUAGUAGACCAGACUAGACUCUAAAUAGGAAUAGCGAAAUUCGAUACAAAAUUCUUUCAGAUUAUGGAGUCAUUAUUUGAUCAGUUGAAGAAAAUACAAAUUGAUGAUGGAAACGUCUUAUUUGAAGAGCCUACAAAAGAAGAAAAUGCAGUACUUCAACCAAUUCAAGAUCAAGAUGAUAUUCUAGUAACCAAUAACAUUGAUCAGACAAAAACUAAUACAGAUCAAUUAGAUGAAAUCUUCAGUUCAACUGACAUUUUGUACACUAAAUACGAAGAUAAUAAUUCUGAUAAUGAUAGUUGGAAUAGUUAUUGUAAACUAUUGGAUAUGUUCGACAGCAAAUUCAAUUGGGACUCAAACUCUGAAGGCGAUGGGAAUUCCGGAUUAAAAUUUUAUAAUAUUUUUGAAGAUAUUGGUAAUCUAUCGAAAAUCGAGAAAGAAUUGGAAUUACUCUAUAGACCCUUCACUUGUCUCAUGGAUGCUAAUUGCCGUUUCAAUUUAUGCGAAAUAUGCCUUCUAAUAACCGAUUCGCGCUAUGAACCUGGCUGUCAUCCUUCCGUUUCGAUUAAGACGACAUUUCCAAUGGCUAGGGUGAAAGUCUAUGAAGGCGGAAAAAUGCUCUCGUCUGCCCUGACAGCAGAUGCUGCCCGAAAUGCAAUCUUUAGUGUCAUUCAAAUGGUUCAGGCUCUGAACAUUAAAGCUGAGGUUCACACACUUACGCAUAACAUUGUGAAUGCCUCAUUUUGUAUGCCCUUUAAAGUGGACCUGGAAAUGUUGGCUGAACUCCAUGGCGAACAGGUUUCCUACAAUAUCAACAAACGACCUUUUCUUACCUAUUCCAUUGAGGGUACAGAGAUGCGAUUUGUUGUCUUUGCCAGUGGUUAUGUCAUGGUCCUACAUUCGUCUAAGCAUAGCGAAACACGGGCUGCCAUUGCCGGCUUCUUGCCCAUUUUGUCUGAUUUCAAGGAUGGCUAUCUAACAGAGGAAGAGCAGAAAAGUUUAGUUUUUGGUGAUAUAACCUACAAAUUACUCUGGGAACGUAAACUUGAAGACGAUAAAGAUGGUCUACUCCUAUACGACUGAAUACUAGCUGCAUAUUUCAAAAUUUGUUAAUGUACUUUUUCUUUUAGGUUUCUUUUUUUUUUUUGUUUUGGUGUUUGUUUUCCAGUUUUGUUUGUUUUGUUUGCUGCAUGUAUUUCCAUUUGUCAUAAACCAAAGUUCUGUA
Molecule: messenger RNA, 1261 nt
Organism: Drosophila willistoni
Lineage: Eukaryota; Metazoa; Arthropoda; Insecta; Diptera; Drosophilidae
Gene: Trf4
Exons: 2
Coding region: 100-1119 (339 amino acids)
Biological process (GO): DNA-templated transcription initiation
Molecular function (GO): DNA binding; RNA polymerase II general transcription initiation factor activity
Source: RefSeq, a predicted model, not a curated record